Messenger RNA from Grammomys surdaster, 2421 nucleotides. It is a transcript of the gene Aste1, whose product is annotated as asteroid homolog 1. Lineage: Eukaryota; Metazoa; Chordata; Mammalia; Rodentia; Muridae. Gene Ontology annotation, molecular function: nuclease activity. The transcript is spliced from 5 exons. The record is from RefSeq and is a predicted model, not a curated record. Bases 229 to 2253 code for a protein of 674 amino acids.
UUCUAUACCAAGUUUCCGCCACCCGUCCCGAAAGCACUUUCUCCUCCAGGAAGAGCCCUCAGCGUCUGGAAGCCAGGCUUCCCAGUGACGUCGUUACCAGGCACUUCCUGUUUCCGCUCGCUGUCUUCCACACACCUGCGGCUCUGCCGUUUCUCCCCGGCUCCUACCUGCUGCUGGUGAAGUGAGCCGACCGCCGAGAGAAAGCAGCAGGGAGUCCUGUCAGUCAUCAUGGGGAUCCGGGGACUAAUGAGCUUUGUGGAAGAUUAUAGUAAUGAAUUCUUCGUUGAUUUGAAAUUGCAGAACACAAAAAUUAUCAUUGAUGGCUAUUCUCUUUUCCACCGACUUUGCUUCAAUUCAAACUUGGAGCUCAGGUAUGGGGGGGACUAUGAUUCAUUUGCAGAUGUUGUACAGAAAUUCUUUGAAUCACUGUUUGCUUGUCAUAUUUGUCCAUAUGUUGUAUUAGAUGGAGGAUGUGACAUUUCAGAUAAAAAGCUGACAACUUUGAAGGAUCGAGCUAGAGAGAAGAUCCAAGCAGCCCGUUCCCUUUCUCUUGGUGGGGGUGGGAAUGUGUGUCCCUUACUCAUCCGAGAAGUGUUCAUACAGGUUUUGAUUAGGCUUAAGGUAUGUUUUGUCCAGAGCUUUUCAGAAGCAGAUCGGGACAUUAUGACACUUGCCAAUCAUUGGAAUUGUCCUGUGCUAUCAUCAGAUAGUGACUUUUGCAUUUUUGACCUGAAAAGUGGGUUUUGCUCACUGAAUAGCUUUCAGUGGAGAAAUCUGAACACUAUUAAGGAUACACAAGAUUACUAUAUUCCUGCCAGAAGCUUUUCCCUUGAUGCAUUCUGCCAUUACUUCAACAACAUGAACAAAGCCCUACUACCUCUCUUUGCGGUGCUAUGUGGAAACGACCAUGUUAAUCUGCCCAUCAUGGAGACAUUCGUAAGUAAAAUACGUCUACCCCUUAGUUCUAAGGGGAGGAGAUAUCACCGAGUUCUAGGACUUCUGAACUGGUUGUCUCAUUUCAAUGACCCCACUGAAGCACUAGAUAACGUUCUCAAGUCUCUCCCCAAAAAGAAUCGAGAAAAUGUUAAGGAACUUCUCUGCUGCUCCAUGGAGGAAUACCAGCAGUCCCAGGUGAAGCUUCAGGACUUCUUCCAGGAUGGUACUUACGUCUGUACAGAAGCUUUGGAUCUGGGUUUACCAGAGUGGGUACUAGCAGCUCUGGCCAAAGGCCAGCUACCACCUUUCAUCAGUGAUGCUUUGGUGCUCCGAAGGACCUUUCUUCACACACAGGUAGAAAAUAUGCAGCAACCAAAUGCCCACAGAAUAUCUCAGCCCAUCCGCCAAAUCAUCUAUGGACUCCUUUUGAAUGCCCCACCACACCCAGAAGAUAUAUCCCAGAAUACACUGCCUUCCCAGCUUCUGGCUUUCAAUGAAGUGGAAAGAAUUAAUACAAAUAUCAAAACAUCAACUGUCUAUGCGAAACAACUGCUCGAGGAUCAUUGUGACUUGAGCAAACUGGCUGAGCUCCCCUUGGCUAGGCGGCAGAUGCUUCUGUUAGAAGCCCUGAAGGUCAAACAGGUUGUCCUGGAGUCCAUCCCUACUUUUCUGAAGUUGCCCAUUGCUGUGACUUGUUACUGGUUGCAGUCCACAGAGGCCAAGGCAAAGCUCCAUCAUCUGCAGGCCCUACUGCUGGGGAUGCUGAGGGAGCCCUUGCAUGCCAUCGUCAACAGCCCUGGUAAUGAAGAUACACGGAGAAAUGGUGCCAGGAUGUUGUAUGAAGAAUUACAACAGGUGAAGACACCCAUGCGGCCAGGUACAAGACUGGAUUUGGACACAGCGCACGUCUUCUGUCAAUGGCAAUCCUGCCUCCAGAUGGGCUUAUAUCUCAACCAGCUGCUGUCCACUCCUCUUCCAGAGCCAAACCUAACUUGGUUGUACAAUGGAAGCCUGGUCCAUGGACUCUGCCAGCGACUGCUAGCAUCCAGUUCUGCAGACAGCCUCCUGAGCAUAUGUCAUGAGGCAAAGCAACUUUAUGAACAUCUGUUCAAUGCCACAAGGUCAUAUGCCCCAGCUGAAUUGUUUUUACCAAAAGCUAAAUCAAAAUCAAAAUCAAAAAAAGGGAGGCAGAAGAAAAAGGUCACCAGCCUGGGAACCACUUCAGACACCAGGCACUGGUAUGACAGAAGCAACCGGUUUGGUCUGUUAAUGCUUGAAAGCUUGGAGGAGCAUGUAGAGAACUCAGAGCUUGAAUAAACAGUCUGUAGCACACAGGAUUUAUAGCUCUAACUUUAAAAUGGCUCUUUCCUUCCUUGAAGCUAAUUUUUCUUUAGGACUAACCUAUUUUGAGAUAAACUUUAUAAGAAAUCAUCUGAAUUCUAAGAUAUUUUGUACUGUACAUUUAAUACAGCCUUACUUAAGAAA